UCCAUGUUAACAAGCACUUCUGAUUCUUACAAACAGUCCCUUUAAAUGAAGCUUUAAAAGAGAAACUCUUGUAAUAGAUCUGCACUGUUAAACUCCAUCCAGCCAGAGGAAGCCUUCUGCGACCUGGACCCACAUCAAGGUCUACCCAUGGUGCAGCUCUACGUGAUGCCCUCCUUCUUCCUGGCGGUGCUGCUCCUCGGGCUGCCCCUCAACCUGCUCUCCCUCUGGGUCUUCUUCCACCGCCUGCGCCGCUGGACCCGCAGCACCGUGUUCCUCUUCAACCUGACCCUGGCUGACACCUCGUGGCUCCUCGCCCUUCCUUUCCUCAUCAACUACCACCUAAACCAGCUCUACUGGAAGCUGGGCCUGCCGCUCUGCAUGGUCGUGAGGAUGUUCUACCACAACUACUUCUACCUCAGCAUCUUCUUCGUCACCUGCAUCAGCGUGGACCGCUACGUGGCCAUCGUUCACCCUCUGCGUUCUCUGGUGCUGCUAGGGCGCAGACAGACUUGUCUCCUGUGCGUUACUAUCUGGGUGGCCACUCUGGUCCUCAGUAUACCUGUUGCAAGCAUGACUCUGAUCCAGACUUGCCCAGAGAGCAACCGCACUGUCUGCACUCUGUACAUCCUGCUGAGUGACACCACGGAGAGCCUGCCUUUCUCCCUCUUCUGCUCCACCGUGGGCUUCCUCUUCCCGCUGCUCUCCAUCUGCUACUGCGGCCUCCGGAGCGUCACAGAGCUGCGUCACAGGCUCUGCCGCCCGGACCCGCAGCAGAGGCGGCUCCGGACGGUGCUGAGUGCAGCGCUGGUGUUCUUCGCCCUCUUCUACCUGCCAUACCACCUGAGCAGAAACGUGGCCAUCGUGAUGCGGGCGGUGUACCCGGACAGCCCGGCCUCCUGGCGCCAGGCUGACCUGGCCUUCGCCCUGGAGAUGUCCCUCUGCAGCCUCAUCACCUGCGUCAACCCGCUCUUCAGCUGCUUCAUGGGCCGACAGUUCAGGAGGGAGUUUCACGGCGCUUUUUCUGUCUUGUUCUCACAGUGUCCAGUGUACACAAGGGUGGCCUCGAUGAUGAUAUCCAAGAGGACCCGGAUGUCGGUGAGGAAGACGCAGGGGAUGUCUACUGUCACACCUGUGUGCGCGCUGCCUCCACCUGCUGCACCUGCUGGAGGAGCCCAAUGAUGAGCUGGAGACAUGUCAUGUUCUUUGUGUCAAACAUCAUGAAACUGUAUAGAAAAAACAUUUGUAUGUCUUUUGUUU
Molecule: messenger RNA, 1257 nt
Organism: Sebastes umbrosus (honeycomb rockfish)
Lineage: Eukaryota; Metazoa; Chordata; Actinopteri; Perciformes; Sebastidae
Product: P2Y purinoceptor 4-like
Exons: 1
Coding region: 148-1179 (343 amino acids)
Biological process (GO): G protein-coupled receptor signaling pathway
Cellular component (GO): plasma membrane
Molecular function (GO): G protein-coupled receptor activity
Source: RefSeq, a predicted model, not a curated record